This is a messenger RNA of Adineta steineri, 678 nucleotides long. NCBI's taxonomy places the organism in Eukaryota, Metazoa, Rotifera, Eurotatoria, Adinetida, Adinetidae. The record is from the annotation of a GenBank genome assembly.
AUGUUUCGACAGUUAUGUACUCCAGUUUUACUUCUAACAUGGCUAGUCGGCAUUUUUAAUCCAUCACUUGCCAAUUAUUUGGUUGCACCAGUACUUUGUACCGAUGCAUCAAUCAAUUUGCGUUAUAGCCGGCCGUUACCUGCGGCGUCCACGUACAACACCGUUACAGCAUCUGGAAGUGAUAGUGGAGUUUGGUAUUCAUGUCAAAUUGGAUCGCUCCUUAUCUCUAUUAGCUAUUACGUGUCAUUCACUGUAACAAACGCCAAUUGUGAAAAAGCAACGUUCAGUAAUUUUAUUUUCACAGGUUUCUUUAAUUGUAGUACACUCGCUCAAGAACCAGCAAGUUCCAAGAACUUAACCGUCCUACUGAGUGAUCCAGACAAUACCCGUUAUCUGGACGAAACUCAACCGUUUCUUGGACCUGUCGUAGUUCCAGCGGGUGCAACAGUGCCUGGUGUGUUCACCGUCCCAACUUUGACAAAUGUUUUAGUGCCUGGAGCGGGUUCAUUGUACGUGAACAAUUUUACAUUGAUCUUUCCCCAAGAAAAUCAUCAACCAUGUACUUGUGGACAAGUUACAAGCGAACGAGUAGGAAUUAUUCCACAGCUGUAUUUGAUCAAUUCAACCAAUAACCCCUAUGCACCAAUUAUUUUUUCCAUUCUUGCCAAAUGCAAAUAA